AUGGCCCGUGCAGUAGAGCCCGCCGCUUAUAAUGCCACGGAAGCUGAGAAGCUAAGUGCGCUCUGGGUCGUCGUCACUACAGCGGUAGAACAGCUCAAUUGCUUGUCGUCAGAGUUACCGAGAUUGCGGUUAUGGCUGGAUAAAGUAUCGAGUGAAGUGUGCUCUCUGCGUUCGCGUCUAGAGUCCUUUGAGGAGGACUUGGUGGAGUCAUUCUGCGACGUGCACGAGCGCAUCGAUUUGCUGCACUCGCGUUCUGCUGCCUAUAAUGAUCCCGAUGAUCUGGGGCCCCAGACUACAGAUAUUAGCUUGGACACUAUGGAUUAA
This is a messenger RNA of Symbiodinium sp. CCMP2592, 324 nucleotides long. NCBI's taxonomy places the organism in Eukaryota, Dinophyceae, Suessiales, Symbiodiniaceae. The record is from the annotation of a GenBank genome assembly.